AUGGAUGGAGUUUAUAUGGAAUGUACGAAAGAUGCAAACGGCUCACCAGUGUUGAAGGUUUUAAAAAAUCCCGAGGAAGUGAAAUGCAAAGAUGGCGAAGGAAAGGAGAGGAGUCAAGGUGCAGAAUGGAAAGACGGAUCAUUCAAGUUUAAAUGUAGUGCAGAUGGUGAGGUGCUACUCAUUGGUUGUUUCACAUCAUCCGGAAAGUUGGUUUCAAACGGUGAAGUGAAGUCGGUGGAUGGAGUUGACAUGGAAUGUAAGACGAACCCAGACGGUAAUCCAGUGCUGAAGGUUCUCAAAAAAUCCAACAAAGUGAAAUGCAAAGAUGCUGGAGGACAGGAGAGGGAUUCAGGCGCCGAAUGGAAUGACGGAUCCUUCCAAUUUAAAUGUGACGAAAGGGGUGAGGUAAAAUUCGUUGGUUGUUUCACGCCAUCCGGAGAGUUAAUUCCAAAAGGUGAAACGAAGUCGGUAGAUGGAGAAGAUAUGCAAUGUAAGACUGAUCCGGAGGGCAAACCAAUGCUGGAGACUAUUGAAGAACCCAACCAAAUAAAAUGCAAAGAAGCUGGAGGACAGGAGAGGGAUUCAGGCGCCGAAUGGAAUGACGGAUUCUUCCAAUUUAAAUGUGACGAAAGGGGUGAGGUAAAAUUCGUUGGUUGUUUCACGCCAUCCGGAGAGUUAAUUCCAAAAGGUGAAACGAAGUCGGUAGAUGGAGAAGAUAUGCAAUGUAAGACUGAUCCGGAGGGCAAACCAAUGCUGGAGACUAUUGAAGAACCCAACCAAAUAAAAUGCAAAGAAGCUGGAGGACAGGAGAGGGAUUCAGGCGCCGAAUGGGAAGACGGAUCUUUCCAGUUUAAAUGUGACGAAAAUGGUGAGGUAGCAUUAGUUGGUUGUUUCUCGUCUUCUGGAGUGUUAGUUCCAAACGGUGAAAGGAAGUGGGUGGAUGAAGGUGGUGUGGAAUGUAAGACGGAUCCAGACGGCAAUCCAGUGUUGGAGAUUCUCGAAAAGACCAAUAAAGUGAAAUGCAAACUUGGCGGAGGAACAGAGGAGGAUCCAGGUACCGAAUGGUCUGUUGGAUGGUUCCAGUUUAAAUGCACUGAAAAUGGUACCGUUGUGCUCAGCGGUUGUUUCACAUCAAAAGGGAUGCUUGUUCCGUACGGUGAAGUGAGGGAGGAGCGUGGAAGUUAUGUGGAAUGCAAGAAAGAUGCAAACGGCUCCCCAGUGUUGGAGGUUCUCGAAACACUCUCAGAAAUGAAAUGCAAAGACAACAGUGGGACGGUGAAGGAUCUAGGUUCUGAAUGGACUGUUGGAUGGUUCCAGUUUAAAUGCACUGAAGGUGGUAAGGUUGAGUUCAUGGGUUGUUUCAUUUCAACCGGAAAACUAAUUCCAAAUGGUGAACGGGCAACGGACGCUGGUCGUGAUCUAGAAUGUAAAAUAGAUGGGAGAGGUUUUCCAUUUUUGGAAGUUCUCGGUAAAUCGAGUGAUACAAAAUGCAAAGACGACGAAGGAAAAUAUAGGAUGAAAGGUGAAGAAUGGGUUGAAAAGAACUUUCAAAAGGUUUGUAGAGAGCAUGGACGCGUGGAGGUUCUUGGAUGCCGAGUCGAAGAUAUCGACGAUCUGAUUCCUCUCAAUGGCAAAGUCUCUGCAGAAAAAUAUGAUCAUUAG
Messenger RNA from Angiostrongylus costaricensis, 1662 nucleotides. The record is from the annotation of a GenBank genome assembly. NCBI's taxonomy places the organism in Eukaryota, Metazoa, Nematoda, Chromadorea, Rhabditida, Metastrongylidae.